Molecule: messenger RNA, 531 nt
Organism: Mesorhabditis belari
Lineage: Eukaryota; Metazoa; Nematoda; Chromadorea; Rhabditida; Rhabditidae
Source: the annotation of a GenBank genome assembly
AUGACAACUUUCCUUAACGAACAACUUUUGAAUGGAACCGAAGAUGAUGGCACAAAUCCAUCAAAUGAGGAAAUCGAUUUGGCGAGCUUGCUUUUUAAAAGGAAUGACGAUAAAGACGAUUUAACGGUUUUCGACUAUUCAAACGAUGGAGAUGAAUUCGAUGCUAUCAAACGAAUCUCAGAGCAAUUCAAUUCACCAUCUACGUCGACUGUCGCUCCUCUAAAUAAACGAGCCAGAAUUGAUAAUCGAUUCGAUUUUGGUGAAAAGCUUUCCAAAACACCGAUAAUCACUCAACAACAAGGGAUCACCAAUGUGCUCAAAAAAGUGAUGAAUGAAAGUAUUCCCGAACCAUCACCGAUUCUCCCGCCCCUCGAGGAAAAAGAUGCGCCAGCUGUGGGACCGUUUGUGCGCGGACUUUCGAUGGGAACUCCAUAUCAACAACUCGAAAAGAUCACAAUCACGACAACGAGCGCCGAUUUGCUGAUUUUCAGUAGCAAUUUCACGAAACCGAGUUGGACUUUUGAUGAGAAG